Molecule: messenger RNA, 1314 nt
Organism: Closterium sp. Yama58-4
Lineage: Eukaryota; Viridiplantae; Streptophyta; Zygnematophyceae; Desmidiales; Closteriaceae
Source: the annotation of a GenBank genome assembly
AUGGCACGGUGUGUCGCACAGGAGGUGUACGCGGCACAUGCAGGGCCCAUCACUCGCUGCCGCUUCUCCCCGUCAGGCGCCAACAUUGCCAGCGCCUCUGCCGAUGGCAGUAUCAGCCCCCCUUUUCCAUUCCCCACGUCCAUGUCUCCCCGUCUCCCCUCGCCCCUCAACUCGCUCAUCAUCCACUGCAGAAUAUGGGAGCCGGAGAUAUCGGUGGGAGCAGCGGAGGGGCGGGGGGACGCUGGCGUGGUGGUGAGGGGGCAGAGGGACGCGGCGAUUCUGGGGGAUGCGCCUGUGCAGGCCCUUGAAUGGGACGCCAAGUCCGACCGCCUCCUGUUGGCAGGGCUGGCAGACGGGCAUGUGAAGGUGUGGAAUGCACACUCCAAGCACAUGCUCUCAGACGCCCCGCACCCACAGCCCUACACCAGGCUGCUGGACAUUCGUUCCAGCCCUUCAGAGCAUCUCUUCGCAUGCGCUGCAGCAGCCUUCGACCACCCGCACCACUCUCCACCCCUCACAUCAUCUCUCCAACCCACUCCCCUGCGUGCGUCAUUGGCCCGUCAGCCACUCCCUCCACCUGCACCGCAUGGAUGCAUAUCCCUCUGGAGCCUCCGCACCAUGUCGCUCCAGGGCUAUCUACCACUGGGGGAAUCACCCCCACUCAUCACAUCCAUCUGCCUCAACCACAACGGCAGAAUGCUCGCUGCUGCUGCUGCCGACGGCACCCUCCGACUCUUUGACGUGAAUGCGGCAUCGCAGAUCGCGUGCUGGCCUGUCACCCUGCCAGGUUCCUCCCCAUCAUCAUCCUCCUCCUCCUCUUCCUCGCACCUCCUCUCCCCCGCGGUCUGUGUGCGCUUCCUCUGGGACCAUUCCUCGCUCUUCUCGCUUUCCGCUUCAGGCCAGGUGAGGUCACUCCUCCGCUUCUCCCUUCCUCCACUUCUCCCUUCCUCCGCUUCUCCCUUCCUCCGCUUCUCCCUUCCUCCGCUUCUCCCUUCCUCCGCUUCUCCCUUCCUCCGCUUCUCCCUUCCUCCGCUUCUCCCUUCCUCCGCUUCUCCCUUCCUCCGCUACUCCUCUCCGCUCCCUCCUGCGUGCCUCCCUCUGCGCCUGCACUCUCUCUGCUCCUUCGCUCCUCCCGCCUCCUCUCUCCCUCCCAAUCAUUGCCUCUACUUCGUCUCUGCUCAUAAACUAGUUCCUUCAGAGGUGUGGUGUGGUGUGUGCCAGUUCUCUAUGCUCUUUCUCUUGCUAUCUCCACCCUCUCGACCCUCCCCACCCAUACCGCCCUCAUUGCCCUCCGUUCCGUGCUUCCACAGAUAA